Puccinia triticina is the source of this 399-nucleotide messenger RNA. RefSeq lists its product as uncharacterized. The coding region runs from base 1 to 399 and encodes 132 amino acids. The record is from RefSeq and is a predicted model, not a curated record. NCBI's taxonomy places the organism in Eukaryota, Fungi, Basidiomycota, Pucciniomycetes, Pucciniales, Pucciniaceae. The transcript is spliced from 2 exons.
AUGAUUUCCGCGCAUGCGCUUCAGCACGUAGAGCAUGUUCAGGCGGGCGACCGUCGCGACUCCGCGAGCAAGGCUUCGUCGGCCUCUGCGCCGGAGACAUUGUUGACGAUUGUCGCGCCCGCUGCGACGGGUGCUUCGGCCGUUUCCGCGCGGAAAGGGCCGAUGGUACACACGCAGCUCCCGGAUCACCGGUACCGUCCGUUGGAUGUCUGUCUCCAACGACACCUCCGUCACACCUGGUUGGGUGCGCCCUUGCGCGAGCGUGCUUUAGCGAGUUCCGCACCGCAUCCUCUACAUCAAGGAGUCCCCUCCACCCGAGAACGACCCGCCGCGGUCAAAUUUGUCUUCCUACCACCGCUGGCCAUCUCUGUCGAUGUGCUAACAUUUCGCUUCAGAUAA